Molecule: messenger RNA, 5590 nt
Organism: Micropterus dolomieu (smallmouth bass)
Lineage: Eukaryota; Metazoa; Chordata; Actinopteri; Centrarchiformes; Centrarchidae
Product: collagen alpha-2(IV) chain-like
Exons: 48
Coding region: 172-5193 (1673 amino acids)
Cellular component (GO): basement membrane; collagen trimer
Molecular function (GO): extracellular matrix structural constituent
Source: RefSeq, a predicted model, not a curated record
AACAAACAGUGGCAGUUACUCUGUUUGGUUUGUACUAAUACAGAGGCAGGAGAUUAGUUUGAAUCGGCUUGGGAUGCACUGAAGCGUUCGUGAAGAUUCACUUCAGCUUCUGAAUUUGGGGGGCAGCACUGAGGCCAACAUUCACCUGUAACCAGCCUGAUGAGAUGAAAGAUGGGAUCCUCAGUUUUUGUUAAAGUGAUUCUUUGCCCCCUCAGGUGGAUCCUUGUCUUGGUCAUCUUGGUGCAGCAGCUCAAUGCAGGGGGGAUUGAGGGCCCAUGUGAAGGUAGAGACUGCUCUGUAUGUCAGUGUCUUCCUGCCAAAGGUGCACAGGGUGCCCCAGGGAAGCCAGGCCAGCAAGGCUCCCGGGGACCAAUGGGCCCAAGGGGACGUGAAGGGCCACCUGGAGAGAAAGGCACGAGGGGAGCAGAGGGAUCACAUGGGCCACAGGGGCCCAAAGGAAGCCGUGGCAAUACCGGUGCUCCUGGAUUUCCUGGUAAUGAUGGCUCAUCAGGCCACCCUGGAGCAGGUGGAGAGCCUGGAUUGCCAGGAGUGGAUGGCUGUAAUGGGACAAGGGGUCGACCAGGAGUCCCUGGUAUUCCUGGUUUAGAUGGUCUCCAUGGGCCGCCGGGAUCACCUGGACCUAAAGGAAUUAAAGGAGAACCUCUGUAUGGUGCUGCCCUUCCAGGACUUCCUGGGGACCGUGGUAGAGAUGGGAAACAUGGUCUACCAGGAAGACAAGGAGACAUUGGGCCUAAGGGCUACACUGGCCCUCGUGGCUUUCCUGGACUUGAGGGCUUGGAAGGACCUAAAGGUGUGAGAGGACUACCAGGCAACCCUGGAGGAUCACUGGCAGGCGAUAAAGGUGACGAUGGUGAACAAGGCCUACCUGGCCCACAAGGACCAGAAGAAGUCAUAGAAUUUCCUCCAGAUGUCCUUCCACCCAAAGGUUACAAGGGAGACCGCGGUCUUCCUGGACCAUGUGGACCAAAGGGCAUAAGCGGUGGUAGAGGAGACUGCUACAAUCAAGAAAUUAAAGGAGAACAAGGAAUCCCUGGUUUUCCUGGUGCUCGGGGUCUUCCAGGAUUUCCUGGUAGAGAUGGACUGCCAGGACUUGAGGGUUUCCUUGGGGAGAGAGGACUUCCAGGUCUCAUUGGAAGAAUUGGACCAAAGGGUUACCCAGGAGAUCCAGGUCUCCCCGGUCCUGUGAACUUUCACAAUGGAAGUGAUGCCAGAGGUGCUAAAGGUGACCAUGGGCAUCCUGGAUUGGCUGGACUCCCAGGUGAUCCUGGGUUAAUGGGCAUGCAUGGACCUCCUGGCCCACCAGGGUUAAUAAUCCCAGAGGAGCCAGGUCUGCCUGGUCCACGAGGGCCCCCCGGUCCCAAGGGCUAUAAGGGAGAGCCAGGAAGGUACAAUUACUUUGAAAGCGUUCCGUUUCCAGGACUAAAGGGAACUAAAGGACCCCCCGGACCUAAAGGUGUCACAGGCCUCCCAGGUCCUCCAGGAUGUGGAGAUUACUACUGUGAGCCUGGAAACCCAGGGGACCCUGGAGAUCCAGGCCCCAAAGGAUCUCCUGGAUACAAAGGACUCAAAGGAAUUAAAGGCUGUCCUGGGGAAUGUCAUUGUCGGUCUGAUCGGGGAAGCAUAGGGCCCCCUGGUCCAACUGGUUAUACAGGACCUCCAGGAUUUCCUGGAACUCAAGGAGUUAAGGGAGACCCAGGACUGAAAGGAGAUGAGGGCCCAAGAGGACCACAAGGCCUUCAAGGAAGUCCUGGUUUAAAUGGACAGAAGGGUCAAAAAGGUGACUAUGUGACAGAUGUUAAAGGUGCCAAGGGUAACCAAGGAGUACCUGGACAUUCUGGUCCUCCUGGGGUAACAGGCAGGCCAGGACGUGAUGGCCCCCCUGGCCCUGCUGGAGACCCAGGACCACCUGGUGCUGGAUAUGCUGGAUUACCUGGUCCCAAAGGUGAGCCUGGUGCUGCAGGACCCAAAGGGUUUCCAGGGCUUGUAGGGCCCCAUGGUCCUUAUUUCCCAGGCCCUAAGGGGCUACCUGGACCAAAAGGAGAUCAGGGACAUCCUGGCCCCCCUGGAAUUCCUGGGCGACCAGGCCCUCUAGGUGAAACUGAGGUAUGCUGUCAUGAAGAUGCAAUUGGAUCACCUGGUCCUAAGGGUGAAUCGGGUGAGCCAGGGAUUCCAGGUGAGCCAGGAAGACAGGGUCUCCCAGGAGCUCCAGGAUACCCAGGCCAGAAAGGCAUGAAAGGAGAUGACGUUGAAAUUGGAGGGAUCAGCCUGCCAGGACCUCGAGGUUUAAAUGGGGAUCCAGGUGACCCUGGUCCCAGGGGAAUUAGCCUGGAUGGCCCUGUAGGCGCUCCUGGGUUACCAGGACCCCCAGGCUGGAAGGGUACCCCAGGAGAUGUCUUCUCUGCCAGGCCAGGUGCUACUGGCCCACCUGGCCGCCCUGGGGCUGUGGGGACUAACGGACCCCGUGGCAUUCCUGGAUACCCAGGGUCUCCAGGAAUACAGGGCCAGCCUGGACCACCGGGUUUUAAAGGAGAGCCAGGAGUCAAUGGUGACCCUGGAGCCACUGGUUCCCCAGGCCCACCCUGCACUGUGUGUGACCUGUAUGGACCUACAGGCCCUCCAGGACUUCCAGGAAACCCUGGACUGAGGGGAGUACCAGGCAACAUUGGUCAAAAGGGUUUUAAGGGAGAUAUAGGUCUACCAGGUCAUGGACAGUUGGGUCCACAAGGUUUCCCUGGCCCUCCCGGUUUGCCAGGCCCAGCUGGACCAAGAGGCACCAGUGGUCCCUCAGGAGAUCCUGGAAUAGAUGGCUGGCAAGGACAGAAAGGUGAAAGAGGAUACCCUGGCAGGCUUGGGGUCCAAGGUUUACCAGGUCAUCCUGGCCCUCCGGGACCCAGAGGUAAACAGGGAGAGAGGGGGUUUAAUGGUCGCCCAGGUGACACAGGAGACCCAGGACUCUCUGGUAAUAAAGGUUCACGUGGUCCACCAGGAUUACCAGGACCACUUCAUUACGUGAAUAUAACAAAAGGCCCAGAAGGACUUACAGGAAGGAUGGGGCAACCAGGACUACAAGGACCUGCAGGCUUAAAGGGCUCAAGGGGAGUGCCAGGUGAUUCAGGGGCUGAUGGAUGGCCUGGUCCGCCUGGGUUUAAAGGCAGCACCGGUGCUCCAGGCAGGUCAGCAAUACCAGGACCUCCUGGAUACCCUGGAAUCAAAGGUUUCCCUGGUCCAAGAGGAUAUCUUGGACAGCGUGGAGAUCCGGGAGAUCCAGGGCCUAGGGGACAUUCGGGUAUCCCAGGGUUGCCGGGAUUUCCUGGGCCCAAGGGUGAGCCAGGACAGUCUUAUGGACAACCUGGUCUACCUGGACCUAAAGGAUUGCCAGGGGAGGAUGGACCAAGUGCACCCAGAGGGAGUCCAGGAGAUCCAGGUGACCCAGGACCCCAGGGAAGGUCAGGACAGCCUGGACAACCGGGCAUUCCUGGGGAACCAGGAAGACGAGGAGAACCAGGUUUCCCUGGGCCUCGUGGCACAUCAGGUCGUCCAGGUCUUCCAGGUCUUCCAGGUCAUCAUGGAGGUCUGGGACCACCAGGCCCACCUGGCCCAUAUGGGCCUCCAGGGCCCCCUGGGGAACCAGGCCUGGAUGGACUGAAUGGGCUUAGAGGGACAAAAGGAAUGGAAGGAGCAAGCGGCAUAGGUAUCCCUGGCCCUCCAGGACCAGAUGGUUUUCCAGGAGUAAAAGGUCUCAAGGGCCAGGGAGGGCCUUCAGGAGCCACUUUUCCUGGGGAUAAAGGACAGAGGGGCCCACCUGGCGACACAGGUCUUCCAGGCCUCCCAGGCGAACCUGGUUACCCUGGCAAAGAAUGCUCUGUGCCUUUACCAGGACCCUAUGGAGAUGUAGGAUAUGAAGGACCUCCAGGACCUCCAGGUCCUGUUGGGGAACCAGGCCUUCCAGUCAGCAACAUUUUCAAAGGAGACCCAGGCCCAGUUGGACUUCCUGGGUUACCAGGUCAUAAGGGGGUUAAGGGCCUCCCUGGGCCUCCUGGAUCUCAGAAUUACCCAGGCUUUACAGGACCAAAAGGUGAGAGAGGUCCUGCUGGUCCCGGGGGUCCUCUAGGACCCAAAGGUCGGAAAGGUGUCCCUGGGCCUUGGGGCCGCAAGGGAGUAACAGGCUCAGCGGGAGAUGCAGGUGUCAAAGGUGCUCCUGGUGAUUCCAUCAGUGGACACCUAGUGUUGGCUCCCCGUGGACUUCCAGGACCACAAGGUUACCCAGGAUCUGUUGGAUUCCCUGGUGAUGUGGGUCCUCCUGGUUUUCCAGGACAUAAAGGAGAGAAAGGUCCUAUAGGGUCUGUGGGCCUCCCUGGUGUACCAGGUCCUCAUGGUCUUGAUGGUCCUUUAGGAGAUCCAGGAGAUGUGGGUCAGCGAGGAUUCACUGGACCUCAGGGUAUCCCAGGUCCACCAGGGGAUCCAGGUGAGCAAGGCCACAGGGCGGCGUUGAGGUCAAGCUUCCUUUUGGUUAUCCAUAGCCAGGCAGUUCAGGUACCACGGUGUCCUGAAGGCAGCAGUCAGCUUUGGGUGGGCUACAGUCUGGUCUACUUGGAGGGACAAGAGAAGUCUCACACUCAAGAUCUGGGCCAAGCUGGCUCCUGCCUCAAUGUUUUUUCCACCAUGCCUUUCUCCUACUGCAACAAAGCUGCCUGUCACUUCUCUAGUCGCAACGACAAAUCCUAUUGGCUCUCCACCACCGCUCCCAUACCCAUGAUGCCACUCUUUGGCCAGGAGAUUAGCUCCCACAUCAGCCGCUGUGUGGUGUGUGAGACCGUUUUGCCCGCAGUAGCUUUUCACAGCCAGGAUCACACGGUCCCUGCAUGCCCACCUGGCUGGAGGAGUCUGUGGACGGGGUACUCUUUCCUCCUGCACACAGGGGCUGGUGAUGAGGGUGGUGGCCAGUCUCUGAGUUCUUCUGGUAGCUGCCUUAAGGACUUCCGGACUCACCCCAUCAUAGAGUGCCAGGGUCCCCGCGGUUCCUGUCACUACUUUGCCAAUCUCUACAGUUUUUGGCUGACUACUGUUAGUCAGACAGAGCAGUUUAUCACCCCGAGUCCUGGCACCAUCAAGGCAGCCGACCAACAGCGACGCAAGGCCAGUCAGUGUCAUGUCUGCCUCAGAGAACAAUGAAAGACCUCUUGUCAAUUUGAACUUUAAUGACUUUUAGUCCAUUUAAGCUAUUCCAUUUUCAAACUCUAAUUCUAAUUACCACGCAAGGGUACAGAUGGGGAAAAACAAAAUGUGGCUUUGCAAUAUAUACACUGUUAGCUUCAUCUGAGCAACUGUUUUAAACCAUGUUGCAGUCACUGUGUGGUUUCUGUCAUUACUUUCAAUGAGGUGCUAUUUCUAAUCAUGAAUAAUGAUAAUGAUGUUUGAUAAUCGAUCACCUAGCUGCUGUACCGUAACAUUAUGUGAUAACCCACCUUUUCAGACUACUUUUCAAAUCCUAUCUAAAUCAUCCUUUAGAAACACUCAGAAGACAUUUCUUCUUAAGUGGUGCUCCUCAAUUAAAAUGCUUUAAAAAGUU